Molecule: messenger RNA, 3964 nt
Organism: Xiphias gladius (swordfish)
Lineage: Eukaryota; Metazoa; Chordata; Actinopteri; Istiophoriformes; Xiphiidae
Product: thialysine N-epsilon-acetyltransferase
Exons: 6
Coding region: 239-748 (169 amino acids)
Molecular function (GO): N-acetyltransferase activity
Source: RefSeq, a predicted model, not a curated record
GUUUUAUAAUCUCUUACUGCUCCUCUCAGUCCACGUGGGGGAGCCGAUUCCCCCGGUCACCUCCCUCCUGGAGGAGGGCGCUCUCUGCUCAGUUUCCAGCUCGUUUGGGGAGGUCGUGUUUUCACUGGUCUACACGGCCGAAUGACAGCUGCGCCAACCCCCUCCCCACCACGGCUCGACUCCACCUUAUAUCCGUAACGGGGACGGAGCGGAGCACGGCGGCACCGUGAGCCUCGGCAUGGACUUCUCUAUUCGCGCGGCCAACGUGGAGGACUGCAAGGACAUCGCGCGGAUGAUCACGGAAUUGGCUGAAUAUGAGAAAGUGGCAGACCACGUGAAAGUCACGCAGAGAGACUUGGAGCAGGAUGGUUUCUCCAAGAACCCGUUCUUCCAUGGGAUCAUUGCUGAGGUGCCAGAACAGCACAAAACCAAAGAAGGCCAUAUGAAGAUAGGCUAUGCACUUUACUUCUAUUCCUACAGCUCAUGGUCGGGCAGAGCCAUUUAUAUGGAGGACUUGUACGUGAUGCCAGAGUUCAGAGGGAAGGGCAUUGGUCAAGCACUUAUGAGCAAGGUAGCGCAGCUGGGCCUGGCUGCCGGCUGCAGCCAGCUCAAUUUCACCGUUCUCGACUGGAAUAAGUCAUCUCUGGACUUUUACGUCAGCCAGGGCUGCUUCGAUGUCACGGCCUCAAUGGGCUACCACUGUAUGCGCUGCGAGGGAGAGGCCCUGGAGCACCUGGCCCAACCCUAACCCAACACUGGGCCCAUGACCUCUCGACUUUUGCACCCGUGAGGUCAACCCACACAGUGCAGGGAUAGAGCGCCCCUUAGUGGCCCCGUUCCAAAACUUAACAAUCACAAUCGUUAUCGUCAGAUUUUUCAAGAAAACAAAUUAUUAAAAUAAGUGUCUGUUCCCUAAGCUCUGCCCCCCUUAGUAACAGUUGCUACGUCAGUCAUGGUUGUCAUUCCGGCACAGGACAUAUGCCGUGAACGGUGAAAACAGUGGCAGGUUUAAACCCUGUACUUUUUCAAACAAUGGACCUUUUAUUUCAAACAGAAGAAAGCAGAAGGAGGCUUUUCAUUUCAAGCCAAAAAUUGCUGAUUUUGUGGCUGAAAUUACAGCAUUGGCAGAUUCAAUCAGCUGCAUUUAGUUAACAUUAGCUAGUUAGCCGACGCUAACUCCCUGAGUUGGCUGAAAACUCUGCCUAUAACCGACUUUUUGAUUUUUUUCAGCCAUGUAAAAAUAUGCGCAUGGUGGCAACAUACAUGAUAUAACGCUACAAGCUGAGGCUAAAGCUGCUAUUCCCCAGCAAAAAGUUACAAUUCUCACCAGUUGAUGAUCAACGCAGAAGCCAUAUGAAUAAGGAGCCGCACUGUUAGCCCUAGCAUUAUAGCAUAGUAUUUUAAAUAAAAACAUAGUUAAAUAUUAAUUGUUCUAACAUAACGCUGUUGGGAUGCUUACUAUAGAAAAAAAUAAUUGGACAAGUGGAGGUUCAAGUCCUGAAAAGGGGACUUUUUUUUAACAUGAGCAAAUGAAGUGCUCCAUGACUUCGAAAGCAACACUACGUUUCAAUUGAAUUUAGUAAGCUAGUGAGCGGGGCAUGCUAACGUUGGCAGCUUAUGUUAGAGCAGACCAGCACACCAUUAAAUCUGUCCGUUACUGUUUUGAUCUUGUGUGUUUGGUUUUUGAAAGUCUAAAAACAAAAGACACCACCCACCAAACCUUUUAAAUACGGAGAAUCACUCCUCAUUAAAACUUCACAAACACCACGUCAAUGAAUGGAGAAUUUCAAAAGAGCCAAAGCCCGGCAGGUCUGCUGUACUUAGUAACGGUUGCUAAGCUGUGAUUGAACAAUCACUGUUUGGAGGUGGGGUUUAGCAAACAGCUAAUUGGCUUAUUAAAUAGUCAAGGAAGUAGUUUUAAGUAUUGGAAUGGGGCCUUUGCAAUACACUUAAAUAGUACAUAGCCAAGGCACUGAAAUCUGUGUUCGUGUUUUUCCUUGUGAUAUGUUCUGGCCUUUAACUUUGGUGUUAAAUGGAUCUGAUAACCUUACCUCUCGGCCUAAAUGGAAAAAAAAUGAUGAGACAGCAGUCAAUAGGUGUAACAGGUGUGCACGUGUGUGGUGGGGGGUCAUGUUUGUGGGAUUUUUAAAGAAAGUCUUAACGGAAAGUAUAAAAAAAACAUCAUCCAGAAGGGAAAUGCUUUUUUUUUUUGCACAUAGAUCCAGACAGACCUCAUGCAUCGGAAAAACCAGGGUGUAAGUUUCAUUGUGCGACUGUUGAAAAAAGAGAGUUUUGAGUAUCCUAUUCCUUUAAAUUAUGAUUAACUGUGACAGCAGGAGUCACUUCUCCCCCUGUCUUCCAAAUGAGGAGCACUGUAAAGCUGUUGUGAACCACAAUGUCGGUAUUUGCACUGUUUUCUCCCUUGUAAGCUAUGUUUGUAGAGGUUUCUCUAUUUAAUGAAGUUGUACACUAAAGGAAUCAGUUGGAUUCAACCUAAAACCUCCUUCCUUGCUGCCAAACAUCAAACUCUUCGGGCUGGUUUCAAAGAAAUGGAUGAAGCUUAGGAUCAAACGAAAAUGAUCCCAUCUGGUGGAAUUUGAAAAAUAAAAGAAAAUCUUGGACAGGGCUUAGUCAAUGUCGUUGAACCUGUCCAGCUAAAAUGAAAGUGGCACCACUCUGGUCUGAAUUUCUGUUUUAUAUCCAAUGUAAUUUUAAAAAAAGAGUGCUUUUUGGAUCAUUUCCAACCAUUUAAUGAAAACAGUCUGAGUUGUUGAGUUAUAUUUAGUUUGUUUUCUCUCACUCUAAACAAGUAAGAACCACUGACCCUACUUUGUAGCUUUUGCAGUUUGCAUUUCUUUUCUUGUUUAGAAAUAAUUGAGUAAAGAAUGUGGAGUUGUUGUUUUUUCUAUCUUUGGGACACUGUGUUGCAAAACUAACCAUGUAUGUUUGUUUCAAUGUGCAAAAUCAACAAAAUUCAUUGGUGUGGAAAAGCACAUUUAAUGCAUUUUCAUCCAUGCUGUUACGGAGUGCAUGACCCAAAAAUCCAUACAGUCCAAGGGAACAUGAAGAGAUAUUUAUAUCCUCCCUUGUAUGCGACUUCCCACCAGAGUGGCAGACCCAGAGCUACAAACUGUACAACUCGUAACUCUGGUUCCAACAUGGAUUCCUCCAAAUGUGUCAAAAAUCAAAUCAAAGUUCAACCCAGUUUCCUGUCAAAUCCACUGAGAUCUUUGCAAUAAGUCAAACAACUUUAAAGGGCAAGUUUGCAUUCAAAAGACAAGAAAAGACUUAAAUAUUUGAGAUGCUUAUUCAGAUUUCAAUGUGUAGGAUGUGUUACUACAUGGUGUAAAAGAAAUAUUUCCAGUGUGUUCAGUACUGGUGAAUGUGUGUUCUCAAAUGUUGCGUGCAGUGAUUCAUGUGUUCUGCCUGUUUUAUUGUGUUAAUGUAUCAUACGUUGUCUCCGAAAUGGCUAAAAAUAAAGAUGGUCGAUGGUUGUGAAUCCGAAACGUUAACUUUUAAAGAACCCAGUGCAUUUUAGAUUUCAUCCUCUGGGUUUUUAAUGGGCUUCAUGGGAUCAAAUUAAUUCUCUCGACCCGCAUCAGGAGCACGACGUACCUUAGCUGAAGUUAAAACAGCAAAAAUGGAUUCACUGGUUUUUCUCACAAGGUAUCAGGGAAAUGUUUGAUGCCAUUAUUCCACCCCGGGGGCUGCAAAAAGUAGUUUUUAGAAUUAAGUGUCACGUCCUCUACCAGAAUUCCCGAUACAUUAGAAAAUACCACAGGCCGCAUCACAUUCAGCCUAGAACCUGCAUGAAAUUCAGACGUUGGUUUCAAAAAAGUGUUGUACAUGCCCAUUUAUUCUUGAAAACCACGAGUGUGUCUUAUCGUUCACAUGUUUGACUGCUCCGUGCAGUAGUUGACACUGAUCAGAGGGAUAAAACCUGUCAGACCGCAGUUGAAUAAAG